AUGCCGCAGCUUGCUGAUUGCUGGCGCUCUAGCAAGCUGUGGAAGCACUAGACAGAAAGUGAAUCACUUACUGAUCUCGUGGAAUGUCAUUACCGUGAGUGGAACAAUCGUGAUGUUGGAAGUCGUGGAUCUUAGCACAAUGCUGAAGAGCGAGUGAGUGAGAGAGAUAUUUAGACACACACAAACACACAAACAAACAGACACACACACCACACCCGCACUCAUGUUUUGGGGAGGAGAGUCAAAGAGAUCAGCAAAGGCACUCCUGUAACAAAUUUGAGAUCGAUUGUGUGGAGAUUAAGGAGCUUGUGGCUUGUGUGCACCAGUUGAGCUUUCUUUUGUAAUCGACACGAGUGUUGAUCUACAUCGAGGAAUGAGUUUGUUCUGUGGGUGAAUUUCAAGCAUACUAGGCUUGGCAUCCGAUCGCAUUGGGUCACUGAAGACGGCCAACAUCCUUGCGAAGCGGAUCUAGUGUGCGGCGAGGAUUGGAUCGGGAGCCUAGAGGAGGAAGAUGGCAAGCACGCUGGAGCAAGACCAUGAAAAAAUCCGUCAGACAUGCUUGAAUGUGCCGCUUGUGGACGCCCAUGCCCACAACGUGGUGGCUCUCGACUCCAAUUUGCCCUUCCUGCGAUGCCUCUCCGAUGAGCGCGGCCACGAGACUCUGUCGGGCGUGCCACUCAGCCUCGCUUACCAGAGAAGUCUCCAAGAGCUGGGAGACAUGUAUGGUGUGGAGCCGAAUGAGUCUUCUCUCAAGGCACACCGAGAAUCUUUAGGACUCGAAGCGGUUAGUGAGAAAUGCUUCGGCGGCGCAAACAUCGAAUGUGUCCUCCUGGACGACGGCUUGACUAUGGAUCGAAUGUUGGGCAUGGGUUGGCACCGGAAAUACAUUCCUGGUGUGCACAGAGUCCUUCGAAUCGAAACGGUUGCGGAGGCCGUGCUCAACCAACCCGUGAGCCAAGGCGGAUUUUCAAGAUGGACACUGGAGAGCUUCGACCAUCGUUUUGUGUCGACUUUAGAGUCACUUUCGGAGAAGGUAGUGGCGUUCAAGAGCAUUUGCGCGUAUCGCAGCGGCCUUCGUAUCAACCCUCAUGUCAAAGCGCAAGCUGCCGAGACUGGUCUCCAUGAAGAUCUGCGGAAUCACGAGGCGGGCCAACCUAUCUUAGUUUCAAACAAAGCCUUUAUUGACUUCAUGUUUGUCCGUGCACUCGAGGUCGCCACUGAACAUAACAUCCCCAUGCAAAUCCAUACUGGCUUUGGCGACAAGGACUUGCAGCUGGAGCUGGCCAAUCCCCUACAUCUUCGUGCUAUCCUUGAAGACCCGCUCUUUGCAAAGAGCCGCAUCGUUCUUCUUCAUGGGUCUUACCCAUUUAUGCGCGAGGCAUCGUAUCUUGCGAGCGUCUACCCGCAGGUGCACAUUGAUUUCGGACUCGUUGUGCCCAUGUUAAGUGUUCGAGGGAUGAGGUGUGCUCUUAGCGAUCUUCUUGAUCUGGCACCUGUGAAUAAGAUCAUGUUCAGCAGUGACGGAUACGCUUUUCCUGAGACAUUUUAUUUAGGGGCGAAGUGGUCACGAGAUAUUCUAACUCGCGUGUUAUGUGAGUCAUAUGAUAAUGGCGAUUUGACACUUGAAGAAGCAGUUGGAGCUGCUCAUCUGAUUUUGAAUCGUAAUGCACUUGAAUUUUACAAGCUUGAAGGGGCGCGCACAGGCAUUCAGCGGACUCUUUCAACUGAAAGUCUUAUGAGAUUACAAGAGUCUCUUGCUCCUUCACUAACUGUUGAAAAGCCUCCCACUUUUGAGUUCCGACUUCUAGCUGCAGUGCCAAAGCCGGCUCAUCCUAAUGGCUCCACUCUUGAGACAAAUCCAACACCUAGAUUUACAAAGCCUGAAGAGCCGACUCAGAGACCUGCAGAAGUAAAAGCUGUAGCCGCGGCUCCUGUGGCAGUGAUACCUCGUGUAGCUGGCACCGUUAAUGCAGUGGCGGUUGAUGCCAAGCCUAUUGAGGUUAAGCACGUUCGGUUGAUGUUUGUUGACUCAUCAGGGCUUCUUCGCUGUCGGAUAGUCCCUAUUCGAAGGUUUGAGGAGGUGGUAGUGGAGCACGGCGUGGGUCUUGCGAACAUAGUUAUGUUCUUGGCUUCUUAUGCGGAUUAUCCUGUUCCCAACUCGGCAUUCAAUGCUGUUGGCGAAAUUCGUCUCAUGCCAGAUCUGAGCACAAAGGUUACUCUUCCCUGGUGCCCAGAGGAUGCUUUGGUAUUCACGAAUAUUCACGAGAAGCCUGGACUUCCGUGGGAAUACUGCCCUCGCAAUACGCUUCAACGCCUGUCGCAAACACUACGCAUGAGCUUCAAUCUUGUGAUGCGGGCGGGAUUUGACGUUGGUUUCUAUCUUCUCAAGAAAUCUACUGGGUCCCAGAACUUGGAAUUUCUCAACACAAGCUCGUUUUCAUCUGCAGCUGGUGUACAUGUAGCUUCGUCCAUCUUGGCUGAAAUUGACGAUGUUCUAUCAUCCUUUAACAUUCACGUUGAAGAGAUGCACUGUGAAGGAGGAGGCCAGUUUGUUAUCUCCAUUGGAGAAGCCCAGGUUCUCACUGCAGCCGACAACCUUGUCCUUGUUAAGGAUACUGUGAUGGCAAUAGCCAGCAAGCACUCCUUGCGUGCUUCUUUUGUUCCCAACUUGCACGCAAACUCAGGUAUUGGUAGCUCGCGGGUCCGAACGAGUUUGUGGCAAAUGGAAGAGAAUGUAUUGGGGUCCCAGGAUCCCUCAAAAAAUAAGUAUGGGUUGUCUGAAAUUGGAGGAAAGUUCUUGGGUGGAAUUUUCCAUCACUUGCCCGCUAUUCUUGCAUUGACUGCUCCACUCCAAUUAAGCUAUGAUUCAAUUAGUGGUCCCCGCUAUCAUUUCUGGGGACAAGGCAACUUGACAGCACCUCUUCGAACGUUAUGCUCUGCUGAAAAUGUGGUAAGCAGCCUGGAGCUGAGGCAAUUUGACGCGUGUGGUAAUCCUUACUAUGGCUUAGCUGCCAUCCUCGCUGCAGGAAUCGAUGGCCUACGCAAGCAUAUCCACUUGCCCGACCCCAUAGACACAGAGAUUGAAGAGGAAGACAAAGAGUCCGUGCGGACGUUGCCGGGGACAGUAGAGGAGGGCAUUUCAGCAUUAGAAAGUAGUAAGGCCCUGCGAGACAACAUGGGUUCUUCAUUGGUGACAGAAGUGGCUUUGGUGCUCAAGGCAAACGCCGCUUACUACAAAGACAAGGAUGAGGCGUUCACCAAAGCAUCGCUGGCUGAAUGCUUCUAGUGCAAAGUUUUUUAAACAAUGAAGGCUUGUACUUUUGAACAUGGACGCAGACUGUCAACAGAUGCUCUGGGGAUUUCUUCCCAUAGCUGGUAUAGAUAGAUUUUGACCUAAUUUGAGCUCCUAUAAUAGUAGGGACAGCACAACCUGCAUAUUUGGGUUCCCGGUUCCGACUGCAUGAACUUUAAGGCAUAAAUUCUCUAAAAGUUUUCUACCACUAUUGCUGCUUUCUGCUUUUGUGGUGCAGUUCCUGUAAUGUGCUUUGAGAUCUAAAGGUUAGGUUCACUUUGACGAUAUUCCAUAUUGAGAAAAAUGUAAAAAAAUGAAGUAAACGUUUGACAACACAGCAGGGAUGUGUAUUGUAGACCA
Molecule: messenger RNA, 3652 nt
Organism: Physcomitrium patens
Lineage: Eukaryota; Viridiplantae; Streptophyta; Bryopsida; Funariales; Funariaceae
Source: RefSeq, a predicted model, not a curated record